AUGACGACGGUGGUUUCCUUGCUGAUAUCACGGUCCUCAGCCUUUGCCUUGUCCAAGAUGGGCGUGAGAGCCGCAAAUGGAGCCUUGGCUGUGGCUUCCUCGGACUGGACUGUGCGAAUGUCAUCCUCUGCUCCACAAGGGGGAAAUUCUGUUUUGGAUCCGCUGAUUGUCUGUGGACCAAGUGGCGUUGGGAAAGGCACUAUUAUCGAGAGAUUCAUGUCUCGCAACAAUCAGCAGUUUGGAUUCACUACCAGCCACACCACCAGGAAUCCACGAGAGGGAGAAAUUGACACGGUUCAUUACAAUUUUGUCAGUCAUCAAGAAAUGGAAACACUCAUUGAUAUGGGUAAAUUCCUCGAACAUGCUCAAGUACACGGCAACUAUUAUGGGACAUCAUGGGAUUCGAUUUUGAAGCUUCAAAAGGAAGGCUUGCGGUGUCUCUUGGAUAUUGACGUACAGGGUGUCAAGAGAAUCAGAUCACUCGAGUUUGCACAAAAAGAACUAGCGUCGGCAACACCAACAACCAUCCAGUUUCAACCCAAAUAUGUAUUCGUUGCACCCCCAUCCAUGGAGCUGUUGGAACAACGCUUAAUUGCACGGGGAACGGAAGACGAAGAGAGUCUCAAACGAAGAACCAAGAACGCCAAAGAAGAGUUGGAAUAUGGUAUGCAAGAGGGAAACUUUGAUUACGUCUUGGUCAAUGAUGAUUUAGACAAGGCUUGUGAACAAUUUGAAGCCAUCGUCAAAGAGUUGUAUGGCGACGAUGAAUCAAUGAUGCAACAAUUUUUGUAA
This is a messenger RNA of Seminavis robusta, 792 nucleotides long. The record is from the annotation of a GenBank genome assembly. Lineage: Eukaryota; Bacillariophyta; Bacillariophyceae; Naviculales; Naviculaceae.